GUUCUUGUUAAGAAGUCUUCCUUUUCAUGGUCACGCUCAUAAGUCCGCUGCUUGCAACACGGGCCAUGUCUGCAGCGCUUAUCGGAAGAAUGUUGAAGGCCGGAAUAACGCUAGCUGCCUUCGCGCUCCUUGCACCAAUGUCUUUGUGCGUGCAAUUGGAUGACUCUCCAUUCACGCUCUACAACAAAGCUUCGAGCUCGUGCCUACUGAAAAAGUCGUCCCGCUGCCAAGAGGUGCGCUGGACGAGCGGCAACCGCAUUUUUGUCACCUCCACCAAAAAGUGCCUGGGGUCGCAAGGCAAAAGCGUGGGCAGCGAGGUCAACGUGUACGACUGCGACGAAAGGAGCGAUCUGCAGAAAUGGGAGUGCGUGAACGGGACGCUGCUGGCGCUGAAAGACCAGAAGCCGGCGCUCUACAUUGAGCUCAAGUCAGAUGGAGGCAUCGCGCUUUCCAGGACGACAGGGCCUGGCAACAGCUUCACCAUCACGGGAACGGCCAACGGCGCCUGCUCGAGAACUCACAGAGUGUUGUACUCCAUCGACGGCAACGCGUACGGAAAGCCAUGCAUGUUCCCCUUCCUGUAUAAAGAUCGGUGGUUUGGCGACUGCACGGCAUAUGACUCCUCAAUUAAGCGCCCCUGGUGCGCCAUCGGCACCAAAUACGAACACGAGCAGUGGGGAUACUGCCCGACGACGUCUACGGAACACUGGAAGAAGAAUCACAUCACAGGAGCUUACUACCAGCUCAACGCUCAGGCAGUUCUGAGCUGGGCGCAGGCUGACGAGAGCUGUAAACAGCAGGGGGCCACCCUGGUCAGCAUUACCGAUCCCAACGAGCAAGCCUUUAUCUCAGCGCUCUUAGGAAAUGUGAAAAAUAAGCUUUGGAUCGGGCUGGUCUUGAAUCCCGAUCACGGCUGGCAGUGGACGGAUUACAAGCCCAUGCGAUUCCUGAGAUGGUCUAGCGGAUUCCCGCUUCCUUAUCCGGGUCACAACUGCGCGCUUCUGGACUCGGCUGGGCAGCACAGGUGGGAAUCGUUUCCCUGCUCGAAGAAGAUCGGCUACAUCUGCUACAAACCCGGAGCCCCGCCUCUUCCUCCGCAGGCUGAGCAAGGAUUCUGUUCAAGCCCUUGGAUCCCGUACAACGGCCACUGCUUCCACCUCGUUCGGACCCCGAAAACUUGGUCCGACGCGCAGAAGGAGUGUCGCAAGGAGGAGGGGGAGCUUGUGAGCAUGCGCAACCUAGAGGACCACAGCUUCGUUAUCUCUCAACUGGGAUACGCCUCCACCGAUGAGCUCUGGAUCGGCCUGAACGACAGGAGGACCGAGGGUCUGUUCGAGUGGAGCGACGCGGCCGAUGUCUACUUCACUAGCUGGGAGUAUGGAGAACCAACCCUCGUGACGGAUGACGAGGACUGCGUUCUCAUUCGGGGCGAGAAUGGCAACUGGGCCGACCGCUCCUGUGAUGAGAAACAUGGCUUCGUUUGCAUGAAGCAGAGCAGCACACACCACCAGCCAGAUGAAGUUCCGAUCGAUAUUGGUUGCAAAGCCGGUUGGAAACGACACGGCUCCUAUUGCUACUUUGUUGGGACGGAGACCAAAACAUUUGACGAAGCCAAGAGUGACUGCAAGGCAACAAACUCCUACUUGGCUGAUGUGUCAAACGGGGUGGACAACGCCUUUUUAAUCAGCUUGGUGGGGGCAAGGCCUGAGAAAUACUUCUGGCUGGGCCUCUCAAACCAGAAGAACAAUGAUGAAUUUGUGUGGACCAACGACAACGCGGUCAGUUUUACGCACUGGAAUAAUGAGAUGCCAGGUAGUAGACAAGGCUGCGUGGCCAUGACAACUGGUAUUUUUGCCGGCCUGUGGGAUCUGCUGCCCUGCGACAAUAAGGAGAAAUACAUCUGCAAGCAUCUUGCCGAAGGGGCGGUUUUGACGCCACCCCCGCCGACCAUCAGCCCCCCGCAGUGUGCAGAGGGCUGGAUACGAGUAGGAACAAGGAACGUCUGCUCGAAGUUCUUCACAGGUCCUCGUUCGUUUGAGAAGACCUGGUUUGAGGCCAGAGAUUUCUGUCUGGCCAUUGGAGGGGAUCUCCUCAGCAUCCACAGCACUUCUGAGCUGUUUGUGGCACGCCACGGAAAGGCCUGGAUUGGACUUCAUAUUGCUGACCCGAGCACAGGUUACGUCUGGAGCGAUGGAUCCCCAGUAAACUUCCUACAUUGGCAGGAGGGCGAGCCAAAUAAUUUCCAAAAUUCGGAAUCUUGUGCCGAGUUCCGCAUGUAUCGAGCCGACGACGCGGGCUCGUGGAAUGACGUCCACUGCGAGAGCUACAACGACUGGCUUUGUGAGAUCCGCGCGGGAGUGACUCCAAAGCCACCCCCGAACGACACCGCUGUUGAGUUUAACACGACCUCGGACGGUUGGCUCGAGUGGCGAGGGAGUCAGUACCUCAUCCACAGAGUGUCAAUGGCCAUGGAAGACGCUCGCCAUUACUGCAAGCAGCACCACGGCGACUUGGUGACAAUCAACAGCGAAGCGGAAAACAUUUUCCUCUGGAAACAGAUUUCCAGAACCUACGGGACCUACUACAUUGGCUUAUCCGUGGACCUCGAUGGCUCAUUUUGGUGGAUGGAUGGUACUUCGGCGGGGUUCCAAAGAUGGGACGAGAACCAACCUAAUCAGAAUAGCUACGAUGAGAACUGCGUCGCUAUGUCCUACUUUAUGGGCUUGUGGCGCGGCUUCAACUGUGGCGAAGAGCAUCAUUUCAUUUGCAAACGCGGCACGACGGCGCCCGUCAACACCACCGCCGCCCCCACGGUUGCACCCAAAGGUGGCUGUCCACCCAAGUGGACCAAAUUUGACUCCAGGUGCUACACCAUCAACAGUAAUCGCAAGACCACCUGGGAAGAAGCAAGGAAACAUUGCUACUCCAUGGGCGGGAAUUUAGCCUCCAUACCCACGAGGCGGGUGCAAGCGUAUUUGGUCACCAAAAUGGCCGAAGCGGCAGCAGACCUGUGGAUCGGCCUGAACAGUUUAAAGCAAGAUGCCUUUUUUUGGAGCGACGGAAAGCCAAGGCGAUACACCAACUGGGGCUACUCAAUACAUCGACGUCGUCCGGGGACUUUUUACCAAAGAUGGAAUGAGGAAAGUUGCGUGAUCAUGACCAACAACCCCACUAAUGGAAUUGGCAAAUGGUUGAUCAAGUCCUGCAAUGACACCAACGGAUUCAUCUGUACCAAAAGUCUUGACCCGGGUCGCCCAUCCCAAUCCGAACCGGCUGUUCCCAACAUCUUUGUAUCCCUGGGAAAUGACAGCAUCUUGGCCGUGCCUUUCAAUAUGACGUGGGACGGCGCCAAGAGGCACUGCGAGGGCCACAAAGCCACCCUGGCCAGUCUAAGAAACGAGUGGACGCUGGCCUACGUGGAGCUGUUGGCCUUGAAUCUCAACUCCCCUCUGUGGAUCGGAUUGAACAAAGAGAAGACCGGCGGUUAUUUUCGAUACAUCGACGGCUGGCACAUGAAUUUUGUCAACUGGGCUGAAGGGGAACCCAGCCAGGACCGGCCCUGCGUAUACUUGGACGUGGAUGGCAAAUUCAAAACGGCCACCUGCAAUCGCACCGCGUACACCGUCUGCAUGCAGUCGACAGAUGUGCCUCCUACGCAGUCAACCAACUACCCGGGAGUUUGCCCCGACGACACAAUGGCCGACUACAGCCAGAGUUUCACGUGGCUGCCAUAUAAGAGUCACUGUUACAUGUUUGUCACCGAUGAAAUCGAGUGGCCGGAUGCAGCCACAAGCUGCGCGAGACACGGAGGCUAUUUGGCCAGCAUCGAAGAUCCUGAGGAGCAAGCGUUCCUUCAAAGCAACGUGGAGGUGUUCCAGGACAGCCACAGCUCCUUCUGGAUCGGCCUGUACAAAACGCACAAAGGCACGUGGCUGUGGUUGGAUAAAACAGUAUUGGACUACACAAACUGGGGCGCAGACGCCGCGGAGAGGGACUACGGAGAGAUGCGAACCUCAGAUGGGGAGUGGUCGUCCGGCUUGAAAUGGAAUGACCGAGCGUACAUCUGCGAAACAGCCAAAGUGAUGCCCAGAGAUAAGGACCCCGAAUCACAGGCCCAGGGAGGCGGAGAUGGCGGCUCGCGCGGGCACACCAGCCUGAUCGUGGUGCUGAUCGUCACCAUCACGUCCGCGCUGGCCGUCGUCGCCUUCUUCCUCUACAAGAAGUCGCCGCGCUCGCUGCCCACCUUCGACAACCCGCUGUACUUCGGGCGCGAGCGGACGCAGCCCGACGUGGUGGACACCAACAAACUGAUGGAGAAGGCCGAGGAGGAGAUCCCCGAGCCCAUUAUCGCCCUGUGAUCCGCGUCGGCUGCCGGGAACGUGCUCAUCUCAGGCAAAUGUAUCACACUGGCACGCUCCAUGUAUUUGCGCUCGACUGUAUAUGGUAUGUAUUCAGUUAUUUAAUAA
Messenger RNA from Hippocampus comes (tiger tail seahorse), 4466 nucleotides. Its product is annotated as macrophage mannose receptor 1-like. The transcript has 31 exons. The record is from RefSeq and is a predicted model, not a curated record. Bases 27 to 4358 code for a protein of 1443 amino acids. Lineage: Eukaryota; Metazoa; Chordata; Actinopteri; Syngnathiformes; Syngnathidae.